This is a messenger RNA of Miscanthus lutarioriparius, 1584 nucleotides long. The record is from the annotation of a GenBank genome assembly. Lineage: Eukaryota; Viridiplantae; Streptophyta; Magnoliopsida; Poales; Poaceae.
AUGGGAGCACAAGACUACUACUCCACGGCUCUGGCCGCCGCCGGCGUCGCGCUGCUCGCGAUCUGCUCGUACUACCUGCUGCAUGUGGGCCGCCGCGGGCAAGGGCAGCGCGGUGGCGGCAGCAAGCAGCCGAAGCGGUACGCGCCCGUGGUGGGUACGGUGUUCCACCAGCUGUACCACGUCCGGCGGCUGCACGACUACCACACGGACCUGUUCCGCCAGCGCAAGACCUUCCAGCUGCUGGUGCCGGCCGGCCGGCGGCAGAUUUACACGUGCGACCCCGCCGUGGUCGAGCACAUCCUUAGGACCAACUUCGCCAACUACGGCAAGGGCACCUUCAACUACGAGAACAUGGCUGACCUGCUCGGCGACGGCAUCUUCGCCGUGGACGGCGACAAGUGGAGGCAGCAGCGGAAGAUCGCCAGCUACGACUUCUCCACGAGGGCUCUCCGCGACUUCAGCGGCGCCGUCUUCAAGCGGAACGCCGCCAGGCUGGCCGGCAUCGUCUCGGGAAACGCCGCGUCGGGGCAGCCCAUGGAGUUCCAGGGCCUCGCGCUCAGGGCGACCAUGGACUCCAUCUUCACCAUCGCCUUCGGCCUGGACCUCGACACGCUGCUGGGCGGCGGCUCGGGAUCGGGGGAGGGGAGCCGCUUCGCCGCGGCGUUCGACGACGCCAGCGAGUUCACGCUGCUCCGCUACGUCAACGCCUUCUGGAAGGCGCAGAGGUUCCUCGGCGUCGGCUCCGAGGCCAAGCUCAGGCAGCGGGUCAAGAUCGUCGACGAGUUCGUGUACAAGUGCAUCCGCGACAGAGCACAGGAGCUCUCUGACAGCAAGGCGACCGAGGACGCUGUCCCUGCGAGUGAUUCGAGGCAAGACAUGCUGUCCAGAUUCAUCCCAACGGCGACGAACGAAACCGGGACGGUGGACUACAAGCACCUGAGGGACAUCAUACUGAACAUUGUCAUCGCCGGCAAGGACACGACGGCGGGGGCACUUGCCUGGUUCCUCUACAUGGCGUGCAAGCACCCGGAAAUCCAGGAGAGGAUCUGUCAAGAGGCCACAAAGGUGACCAACGCCAGCGAGACGGCAGCCGUGGACGAGUUCGCGCAGAGCCUGACCGACGAGGCCCUGAACAAGAUGCACUACCUGCACGCCGCACUGACCGAGACGCUUAGGCUGUACCCAUCGGUUCCUCUGGAUAACAAGCAGUGCUUCGAAGACGAUGUCCUGCCUGACGGUUCUAGCGUCAGCAAGGGCGACAUCGUGUUCUACGUCCCCUACGCCAUGGGCCGGAUGGAGUACCUCUGGGGCAAAGACGCUGAGGUCUUCCGGCCGGAGCGGUGGCUGGAUCAGAAUGGCGAAUUCCAGCAGGAAAGCCCCUUCAAAUUCACAGCGUUCCAAGCUGGUCCGAGGAUAUGCCUGGGAAAGGAGUUCGCGUACCGGCAGAUGAAGGUCUUCGCGGCGGUGCUCCUCCGCUUCUUCGUGUUCCGCCUGCGCGACGGCGAGAAGGCGACCGUCAACUACCGGACCAUGAUCACGCUCCACAUCGACGAGGGUCUGCAUCUGACAGCGACGGCGAGAUGA